This is a messenger RNA of Monoraphidium neglectum, 316 nucleotides long. RefSeq lists its product as hypothetical. The annotation marks the transcript as partial. Lineage: Eukaryota; Viridiplantae; Chlorophyta; Chlorophyceae; Sphaeropleales; Selenastraceae. The record is from RefSeq and is a predicted model, not a curated record. The transcript is spliced from 3 exons.
UGGACUUCCGUUGGGUGGGGCAGCCCAACGUGGCCUUUUUUGUGGAGCUGGCGUUCAUGGGGCCGUACACGCGCCUCGUGCCGCGGGUGUCGAACCUGACGGUCAGGGGCACCCUGCGGCUGGCGCUGGCGCCGCUGGUUCCGACGCUGCCCGGCUUUGGGGCGCUUAUGAUUUCCCUCGUGCGGACGCCCCAGGUCAAGUUCGUGCUGGACUUUGGGCCUGUUCUUGGUGGGAAGUUUACGGCAAAGCCUGUGGCCGGGUUCCUGGACCCCUUCCUGCGCGACACGAUGGCCAACAUGGUGGUCUGGCCCCAGAG